Drosophila grimshawi is the source of this 1748-nucleotide messenger RNA. RefSeq names its product arfaptin-2 (gene Arfip). Lineage: Eukaryota; Metazoa; Arthropoda; Insecta; Diptera; Drosophilidae. The transcript is spliced from 5 exons. The record is from RefSeq and is a predicted model, not a curated record. Gene Ontology annotation, cellular component: trans-Golgi network membrane. Gene Ontology annotation, molecular function: phospholipid binding; protein domain specific binding. Gene Ontology annotation, biological process: regulation of Arp2/3 complex-mediated actin nucleation; intracellular protein transport. Bases 296 to 1366 code for a protein of 356 amino acids.
CAAUGAAUCGGUCACACCGGCUCCAUUUUAAUUCAAUGGUUUUUUUCUGACCGAAAUAAGUUAAGAUUGUAAUUGCAGCUGCGCUGCAUUUGCAAAUAUCCAUUACUAGUGCAAAUAAUAAACGAGUAACAAUUUGGUAACGCUCGUGCUACCGUGUGUAUGCUAUCGAUUCGACUGCAGUGCCGGGCAGCAAACUCCACCCCAGUCCACCUCCACCCAAGUCGAGCGAUAUUUGAGGUGUAAUUGAACACUGAUAAGAUAAACACUGUUCAAUAAUAAUUGUGAAAUUAAGAAUAUGGCGGAACGCGAGCGCAGCAUACAUGAAAUGCUCAAAGACACACCGUCAAUGAAUGACAGUUGCGGCGCUGUCCACACUGGCACCGAGGGCACCAUCGGCAUUGGCAGCGGAAUCGGAAUUGGGAUGGGGAUGGGAAUCGGGAUGAGCGGCAGCGCAAGCAGCCACAGUAUUGGAACUGGUAUACCGUUAAGUACGAGCAGCAGUUUGCCAUUGCGAAAUCAUUCUGCACCAACGACACCCAUGUCACCGACAAGUCCGCAGACGAGCAAUGGCUUUCUAACAUCAACAGAUGGCAGCAGCAGCCUUAUACGGACAAGUGCGUCCAAGAUUGAUAGCAUCAAGAACUGGAGCAUAUCAACGUACAAAUGCACGCGACAGAUAAUGCUAGAGAAACUGGGCAAAUCGCAGCGCACCGUCGACUCGGAGCUGGAGGCGCAAAUCGAACAGUUGCGCGAGACCCAACGAAAAUAUUUAUCCAUUUUGCGACUAACACGCGCCUUCAGCUCACAUUUCCAGCAUGUUGUUGUGUCGCAGCAGGCGCUAGCAGAUGCCUUUGCUGAUCUGGCGCAAAAGAAUCCCGAACUGCAGAAGGAAUUCAUCUGCAAUUCGGAGACGCAACGCAACUUGACCAAGAACGGCGAACUGCUCUUGAACGCACUGAACUUUUUCAUCUCGUCUGUGAAUACGCUGUGCAAUAAGACCAUCGACGAUACCCUGCUAACAAUACGACAAUACGAGACGGCGAGAAUUGAAUUCGAUGCCUAUCGAAUGGAUUUGGAGAAUACUAAGCCAGAGUUAACGGAUGCGGCGGCAUCGCUAGAGGAGACCCAGCGCAGUUAUGCCCAUCAUAAGGAUCUGUAUGAGAAGCUGCGCGGCGAUGUCGCCGUGAAAAUGCAAUUUCUCGAUGAGAAUCGCAUCAAAGUGAUGCACAAACAACUCAUUCUGUUGCAUAAUGCCAUUGCUGCAUACUUCUCGGGCAAUGCCAUGGCACUGGAGAGCACAUUGAAGCAAUUCAAUAUCAAGUUGAAAUCGCCGAAUAACGUGACUGGUUCAUGGCUGGAACAGUAGUGUACGUCGCCUCCACAUCAGCACCCUCAAAACCAGCAAAAAAAAAAAAAGAAAAAGCAAAAGUAUUACCCCCUUAUAUAGCAUAUGAACCAUUUUGUCACCAACAUGCCGGCACUUAUGCGUAUAUUUCAAGUAUAGCUAAGGGAGUACGCUCUCUUUAAAAGCUGCCUGACUCGAAACAAUAUUUAAGUCGGAAUUCCUAAUUUAUAAGCAGAAAGUGUAAGCGAGCACAGUCCAUAUUACAUACAUAUAUAUAUCUAUAAUUUUUUUGUAUGUAACAACGUAUAAAUUUCCACACGCAACUCAUACUUAAAAUAGUUCCUUCUGUUUCCAAAUUAAUCUAUUAAUUGUACAAUGUGGUCGAAAAGCGCUUAGUGCAAUA